AUGGUGAUGUGUCUUGCAGUCACUGAAGAACUUCUUAGACAACGUGCAGAGCAUAACAACUGUGAACUUUUUUCCCUGGAAGAAAUCUCCUUGCACCAGCAGGAAAUAGAAAAACUAGAAUACAUUGACAAAUUGUGUCGAGAUUUAAAAAUCCUCUAUCUUCAAAAUAACCUAAUUCCAAAAAUUGAAAAUGUAAGCAAACUAAAGAAGCUUGAAUAUUUAAAUUUAGCUUUGAACAACAUUGAAAGAAUUGAAAAUUUGGAAGGAUGUGAAGAACUGCAGAAACUUGACCUAACAGCAAAUUUCAUUGGAGAACUGUCCAGUAUUGAAAUCCUAAAACACAACAUACAUCUUAAAGAACUCUUUCUGGUGGGGAAUCCAUGCACUGAGUUUGAAGGUUACAGACAGUUUGUGGUGGCAACUCUUCAUCAAUUAAAAUGUUUGGAUAGUAAAGAAAUAGAACGUUCUGAGAGGAUUCAGGCAUUGCAGAACUAUCGACAAGUAGAGAAGCAAAUUAGAGACCAGGAACAGGCUUACCUUCUCAAAAGGGCCAGAGAAAAAGAAGAGGCCCUAAAAAAAAUACAAGAAAAGCAGGAGAAGAAAAAAGAAAAACAAAUAAAGCCUAAACCUGGAUUUGACAGACGUUGGUACACAGACAUCAACAACAUCAACCCAGAUCCCCUACAAGACAAAGAAAACCACCAGCAGAAGGAAACAGAAAAGGAAUACCAAGAAUGGGAAAUCGAUAAAGAUGAUGAAGAGGACAGAGCUUUUUGGGAGGAGCCCACACCUUAUACUCCAGAGUCUAGAUUAGAAGCUCACAGAUAUCUUGAAGAAAAACGCAGAGUUAAAGAAAAUAUAAGAGGGCAGAAAAUGAAAGAGAAGCCACCUAGGACUUCGAUCACCGCAGAAGGAAAAGUUCUGAAUAUGAAUGAGCCAAAGCUUCAUUUCUUUUUGAAAGAUGAUGAGGAAAACAACCAGUUCAUCCUGGAUCUUGCUGUUUAUAGACAUCUGGACAGCUCUCUAAUUGAUGUUGAUGUCCAGCCAACUUACCUCCGUGUAAUGGUGAAGGAUAAGCCAUUUCAACUUGUGCUUCCUGCAGAGGUGAAGCCAGAUAGCAGCUCUGCUAAAAGAUCUCAGACAACUGGACAUUUAGUUAUCAGCAUGCCAAAGGUUCAAGAAAUAAUUAGGGCUAACCGAAAAACACCCACUUUGGUCGAACCUUCUGACAGCAACAAACUGCAGACAAAUAUAAAACGGGAGCGAGUUGAGAAACUAGAAGCGGAUCCUAGCAAAUAUUCAUUCCCUGAUGUGGCAAACAUAAUCCAAGAAAAGGAGCGAACUGGGAAAGGACCUAUUAAUUUGCAGCAACAAAAGGUUAUAGAUACUGAGAAUAGUUAUGUUGACUUCGAAGAUAACCAAGAUGUUCCACCCUUAAGAUGAAAUGUUACUAUAGGGCUCCAUUGUUUGUUACUCAUGUGACCCAGAGUUUGCCUGAGCAUUUUUCUUGACUCAAAUUUUGCAGCAGCAUCUUCUGAAGUUACAAAAUAUUAUUUCAGUUCUUACUGUAAACUGACUUUUGUUAUACUUGUGCUUUAUCUUGCUGCUGCCUUUUGUUAUAUCAGGAACAAUAUGCCUCUAUUAAACUGUUUUCCAAUUAUUUAUA
Chelonoidis abingdonii (Abingdon island giant tortoise) is the source of this 1666-nucleotide messenger RNA. RefSeq names its product dynein axonemal assembly factor 11 (gene DNAAF11). Gene Ontology annotation, molecular function: protein binding. NCBI's taxonomy places the organism in Eukaryota, Metazoa, Chordata, Testudines, Testudinidae. Gene Ontology annotation, cellular component: cytoplasm. Gene Ontology annotation, biological process: outer dynein arm assembly. The record is from RefSeq and is a predicted model, not a curated record.